GUUAGCCCACUAUGGGCUAGUAUAUAAGGCCCCAUGGGUGCAACGCUUACAUGUCAGUCACAUCGGCUUGGCGUAGGCUUCUCUUCUUGACCAACAACACCAACCCACAAACUUGAGAGAUGGCACCCAAGAAGGCCAAGAGGAGGCAGCAGCAGGGUGAGGGUGGAUCCUCCAAUGUGUUCUCCAUGUUUGAGCAGAGCCAGAUCCAGGAGUACAAGGAGGCUUUCACAAUCAUUGACCAGAACAGAGAUGGCAUCAUCAGCAAGGACGAUCUCAGGGACGUGCUGGCCACCAUGGGUCAACUGAAUGUGAAGAAUGAGGAGCUGGAGGCCAUGGUGAAGGAGGCCAGCGGCCCCAUCAACUUCACUGUUUUCCUGACCAUGUUCGGCGAGAAGCUGAAGGGUGCUGAUCCAGAGGAUGUCAUUGUUAGCGCUUUCAAGGUCCUGGACCCCGAGGCUACUGGGUUCAUCAAGAAGGAAUUCCUUGAGGAGCUCCUGACCACCCAGUGCGACAGGUUCACCGCUGAGGAGAUGACAAACCUGUGGGCUGCUUUCCCCCCUGAUGUGGCUGGCAACGUGGACUACAAGAACAUCUGCUACGUCAUCACACACGGAGAGGAGAAGGAGGAGUAAAGAAAUCGUCCGCCUCUCUCAAGACCGCUACCUCCAUUCACAUCCAUUCUCAGAACCACAAUCUUUACACACAAUCCCAAUCUUCUCCACCAUGACCGCUCCCUUGCACAUAUCCACGCCCCGGGCUCAUUCUUUCCAAUUCGCCAGCUACCUGCUAAAAAGACUUGUCGCCUUAAUGGAGACACUGGGUGAGAGGACUGAAGGCUUUCGGGGGUGUUUGCGUGUGAGUACGUACCAGCAGGGGAACAUGGGGUCACUUGUGACACUGAAAACGCUCUCCCUAUCUCUGUCCCUCCGCCUCUUGUUUUCUCCUAACUUUCUUAGCACUCACUCUGUCUUCUUGGGCUGAGGCCAACAGUGCCAGGCAUCAUGCUUACAUGCAGUGUGCGUGCAUGUGCAAGCCAAUGCGUGCACGUGCACACGUCAGUCAUCAAACAAGUCUUGGGUGCCAUGGUGCCUGCACAAGUCACUUGCUUGAAACAAGCAAGAAUCCUGGCCCCCUAGUGGUCUGUUGGUCUCCACCCGACACAGAGUGUUUGCUGGGUUUGUACUUCGCCUUGUAUCGGAGAAGUGUACGGCAGUACCGCGCUAAAAUAGUGUUCGUACUCCGUUCUCUUCUCUCGUACAUGUCGGGUAUAAACGGGGGAAAGUUUCAGAGAAAAGAGAAAGACAAACAGGAACUCUUGUGAAGGGGAUGGAGAUGGUGAAAGAUGGUGAGUUGGAGGCCAGAAAAGGAAUGAACAAAAGUUUGUUUGGACUUUUCUUAACCUCUCACUCAUCAAUGUUUUUUUUUUCCUUCUGUGUCCGUGUCUCUGCUGUAAAAAAAAAAA
Cynoglossus semilaevis (tongue sole) is the source of this 1462-nucleotide messenger RNA. RefSeq names its product myosin light chain, phosphorylatable, fast skeletal muscle b (gene mylpfb). The transcript has 6 exons. The record is from RefSeq and is a predicted model, not a curated record. Gene Ontology annotation, molecular function: calcium ion binding. NCBI's taxonomy places the organism in Eukaryota, Metazoa, Chordata, Actinopteri, Pleuronectiformes, Cynoglossidae. The coding region runs from base 120 to 632 and encodes 170 amino acids.